Molecule: messenger RNA, 2748 nt
Organism: Lutzomyia longipalpis
Lineage: Eukaryota; Metazoa; Arthropoda; Insecta; Diptera; Psychodidae
Exons: 8
Coding region: 262-2400 (712 amino acids)
Molecular function (GO): protein binding
Source: RefSeq, a predicted model, not a curated record
CAUUUUUUUCAGCAGAAUUUUGAACGCAAAAGAACUUAAUUUUUUGCUCUUCGAGAUUUUCUUCAAUUUUCGUUGUUUUUCUAGGUAUUUGUGCAAUGAUUUUUUGUUUGUGACUUCUCUGCAAGUUCACGAAUUAGUUAGUGAGUGACUAAAGGUGAAAAAACCCUCCUAAAUUGGCAUUUUAUAUACAGCAAGCUGCGAUUUUCCGGUUUAAUUUUGCUUUGAUUGGCAAACCAGAGGAAUUGCAAAAAUCAAGAGAUUAUGAUGGAUCGGGAGGCCAGUGAUAGCGAAGGGGAAGGAGUGGAGCUGGAAAUGUGGUGCUACACAGAUCCCAAGGGGAAACCACGGGGCCCCUUUCCCUGCUCCAAAAUGCUUCGCUGGCGUGCCUUCUUCUAUCGCAGCACCGUCGUUUGGCGCUACGGAUCCAAGAGGCAGAUCACCUUCGAAGAUUUUCUGCGCAUUCACAAAAUCCACCCACUGUGGACGUACUUCGAUGAGGAGAAUGAACCCCUCAUUGAGACCAAAGAGACUGACAGUGACGGUGGGGGAUCAGACAGUGAGGGAGGAACUGAGGCUGCGGCCAGGAGAAAGUUGAAUUUCGAGGCAAAUAUAAAUUCCGACGGGAGGGACAAUACAGAUGAGGAUUCGGAGGGAAAUGGAGAGAAGAUUCGAGGUGAGGAGUGUGAAGAAAUUAAGUGGAAUCAAGCGAAGAUUUCCAGUCCUAAGACGAUCUCAUCCAAAGAAUCAGACGAUAGUUCCCGUGGGAGUUCUUUGUGUGAUCAAGAUGAGGAAAGUUCAGCAGAUUCUGAGGAAUAUCAGGAACUUCAAAAUGCAGAUGAAGUAAAAAAAUUAAACAAAUCUUUUGGCUUGGUGGACAUAGAUGUGGAUGUAAAGAUCACGGAUAAUCUUCCGGAUCGCUACGAAAAGUGUGCUGAAGUGGGGAAGAUUAAUCCAUCGAAUCCAUUGGAAUUCAAACCCUAUCCGAAAGAGAAUAAAGCUUCUCCGGUUGCUUCACGAAUGUCGGGGAAGGAGAACGUUGAGCCAAUUGAGGAAAUUCAGCGACCACAGAUGUAUCCUCAGGGAGCUGGUAGGGGCUACACACAGAUACCGCAGAAUUGGAAUUUCCGUCAAAUGGGAAGUCCUCAGCCCUAUACGCCAGUUGAGGCUCCUAUAAACUACUACAGAGCCGUUCCACCACCAUUACCUAUCUACAUGACAAAUCCACCACCUGUUGCUUGGCCGAUGAGAUCAAUGGAAGGACCCCAGAUGGUGGCAAGUAGCGCCCCUGUACAUGUUCCUCCUACAUUCUACUACGCCUCUCAGGGACAACCUAUUCAGCCGCAUAUGAACACACGUGCUCUGACCUACACCUCAAAUACUACACCACACUACCCACAACAGAAUAUCCAGCAGCAGCCCUAUCCACCAACGAAUCAGUACUACGCGCAGAACUUUCGACAGAAUCAGCAGCAACAGAACUAUCAGCAACAGAACUAUCAGCAACAGAAUUAUCAGCUGCAGAACUACCAGCAAAACUACCAGCCUGGUGCUGUGCAGGAAUUGCAUCAGAUGUACAAGCAGAGUAGUGGUGGCGGCAAUGAAAAGGGCAUGGGGGUAUUCUGUGAGAAUCUCAUUCAAAAGUACAUCAAUAUCACGGGGAAUAAAAUGCAGGAGCUCUAUCAGGAGAAUGAGAAGCUGAAGAUGCACAAUCAGGAGCUGCAGCAGAAGAAACCUCAAAGUAUUCCGGUUAAUAACGAGAUAUCCUUUGCAAAAAUGGUGUCAAUGGACAACAAAGGCAAUGACGAGAAUGGAGACAAGAAGGGCGAGAUAAAGAGUUUCUGGGACAAUGUGCCAACGCCAAAGCCCACGUCGGUGCCAUACAAGAAGGGUAAGGGUUUCAUUGAGAAGGUGGAAAAGGGUGGCAAUAAAUAUCCAUCGGGCUACGUUGGUGAUGGGAUGAAGAAGAAAAAGAUCCAGGCAAUAGAAAAGGAAGGAGUUGAGGGAUUUAUCGAGUGGUGCUUGGAAACUCUAAAUUAUAUCUCGGAAAAUAAACUAAACGUUGAAGGUCUUCGAGUUGUACUCCAAGAGCUAGAAACUAUAGCCUGUGUUGAGAGAUACAUCAAAAUGUGGCUUGAUGACUUUAAUCCAAAAAUGUGGGUUCUAUUUAAUGAAAAGCUAAAGAAGUUCCGGAAAGAGGGGAUGUCAGAUGAAUUAAAUUCACCUGCUCGUGCUAAUCCCUAUGACAUAGAGCGACAAAAACAGAAGGAAAAGAUGCAGAAGAAAGCUGAACUCUUUGGGCAAAAUGUGGAUCUCAAUACGAUGAAUAUCAACAGACAUUUAACGAAAAUUCAACAAUUCGGUGGAAAGAAGGUAGGCGCUACAGCAAAGAUAGAGAAAUGAAUAAUUUUUCCAUAAGAAGAAGCGGGAGCUUUUUUUUUCUAAAACAAGAUGAAAUUUUCACAUUCUGACCAUUUUCUAAUUAUAAUGCGCAAUCAUUUGCUUUUACUUAACUUACUCGUUCAGUUCUUAAUUCAUUUAAUUUUUUUUUGCCAAAAUAAAUACCUUCAUGAAGUAUUCGCUUAAAACAUACCAAACAUAACGAAAUAUUCUCAUAAAAUAAUAAGAUGUAUUAAAUAAUACUUUUAAAUAUGAAAUGUAUUUUCAGCUCUUGAAUUUAUGUUCAAUCUCUGAAAUAAUAUGAUUUUAUUAGUUUAAAAUAUUAAAUAUAUAUAUAAUUCUGUUUGAAAA